AUGGAGCGCGUGGGCUCUUCCUACCAAGACGACCAGUGGCCGCCAGAGCAGAGUAGCACAGUCCGGUCGAAGCCCCGUGGCGACAUCGACCCCUGCGUCUGCUGCUUCAGGUCGACCUUGGGCCUCGCCGGGCUUAUUGUGGUGAUGCUGUUCCUCACAAAAAUUGUCGACAAAACGAUGGGCCAGCGCGUGACGGCGGCGGCCGACCAUCUUCUGCCGUCGGUGGACGUGCCGGACCGAUCCCAGACUGCCGUGCAGAAAGCGGUCGGAAUGUUCCGGGCGUGUCUGGCCGCCCCGGUGGACAAUCGACGGGUCGAAAUGCACGCCCUCAAGGACUUCAUGGUCUCGCUAGACAUUGACCUCCUGGCAGAGGAGUCGUCCGACCCGAACCCCGGUCGCGACGUGGUUCGACUCUCGCUCGAGUACGGUCUGCCCGCCUUCGUCGAGUUCAGAGUUAACAGAUACCAGAUACCGAGAGGGAAACCGUUACUCGAGGUCGCCCUGGCCAACAGCGAUGAUGCGUGGUUCGCGGAACGAGUGCUGCUGAGAUCCAACGUGACGGCUUCCUACUACAGCGCAGCCAUCGCACAUUACUCCGGGAGAGCACCUAGCAAAAGUACGAAGGCGCUCGUCUCACAGCUGUCAGCACUUGAAGAUGAAGUUCAAACAUUUAUGAUCAAGGAGAAAGAGCGUCUGGACGAGCACUGGACUUUCUUAUCAGUAAGGAACAUCCUCGACCCAGCAGAAGAGCAGAAGAAAGACGAAUUUGAGCGCAUCAUAAAAGAAUACUCACGGGGCCGCUACACGGACGACGACGGUGUCUACGUCAACUCCAACGCCCACGCGCUGCUCAAGCUUCUCGUGACGUCAGGCAGGGAAGCCGAGUUUCACCGUCUCGUAUCCUGGAGCAUCGUGCGUCAGCUCGCCGGCUUCGGCCGCAGCAGCGAGACUUUCAGCCUCAUGCCUAGCCUGAGAAUUUGGUACAAGUGCGUCGUCAAAGUGUCGCAGGUCAUGGAGGCACCGCUCAUGGGAGUUUACCUGCUGCAAGCCGUGCCCGAGGACUACCUCGCGGAAGUGGACAGCAUCUUCUCGCGGCUCAAGAAGUUCUACGAGACUCAGCUGAGGCACAGUUCGUGGCUCGACUCGCUGUCCCUCCAGUACGCCCUGACCAAGCUGCGCGCGAUGCGAAUGGCCAACGGGCUCCCGCACGACAUGCGCAACGCUCGCGACAUGGACGCCCGCUUCGCCGAAUUCCCGGAGUCGCCGAGCGGAGGCUCCUUCUGGCGCGCCUGGCUAAGCGCGGCGCGCAUUGUGAAUCGCCUCGGGGUGAUCAGUAACUCGUCGUCCGACAUUGUAUUCACUUCGGGCAGUGGGGUAGCCUACUACGGGACGGUACUCAACGAGGUAUUCGUACCGGCCGGCAUGAUUGGCAAGCCAGUGUUCUACAAGCAGGGCCCGGCUGCACACAACUACGGCGUGAUUGGAAUGAUCAUAGCGCACGAGAUGACGCAUGGUUAUGAUGCCCAAGGUGUGAACAUCGACGCCGGCGGCCUGUGGCGCCACUGGUUGACCCAAUGGUCCCGGUGGAAGCAUAGAAGCGUCAUGCACUGCCUCCAGCUAUCUCACGCCAAGGUGAGCAAGACGGACAAUCUGGACCGCCACUCCUCCGAAAACCUGGCCGACUUCGUCGGGUCGCUGGUGUCGCACGCGGCGUUCAGCUCUCUUCCCGAUCGCCUGCGUCGCAUCACAGUGCCCGGCAACUCCGCGCUCAACUUGACCAGCGAGCAGCUGUACUUCGUGUCCCGCUGCGUCAUAUGGUGCACGCGCAUCGAAACCCGCUAUCAGGACUACAACGAGGGCAGUCACGCCGCCUACCGGGCGAGAUGCAACGUACCAGCAAUGAACAUGCCCAGCUUCGGCGAAGCUUUCAACUGCCCGCCGGGCUCCCAGAUGAACCCCGUGGAUAAAUGCGUCUUCUAG
This is a messenger RNA of Rhipicephalus sanguineus (brown dog tick), 1980 nucleotides long. RefSeq names its product neprilysin-3. Gene Ontology annotation, cellular component: plasma membrane. The coding region runs from base 1 to 1980 and encodes 659 amino acids. The record is from RefSeq and is a predicted model, not a curated record. The transcript has 8 exons. Lineage: Eukaryota; Metazoa; Arthropoda; Arachnida; Ixodida; Ixodidae. Gene Ontology annotation, biological process: protein processing. Gene Ontology annotation, molecular function: metalloendopeptidase activity.